GAACGGAUAGAACAGAGACAUGGCUCCCUCUGUACAGAGGUCAGGACAUGUAGGGAAGGUGGGGGAGCAGCCACAGUUUGGCAGAAUUAACUAGCAAGAAGAAAAGCAAGCAUGUAUACACAAAUGCACUAUCUGUCCAGAAGCAAAAUGGAGCGAGAGAUUGUCAGACACUCUUUGGCACCUGUUUCUGAUACCAUGAAGGAGUUAUGUUUUGACUUUUCACAUGUAACAUGUAUUCUCUAUCUUUCUCACAUAGAUACACACAUAUAUAAACUGUUCUGUCAGAAAAAACCUCCAUCUUGUCUAGAACAUGUUCCCUCCUACCCCUCUAUUCUUAUGAAUAAUUGAUCUGGGGGAGCUCAGGUCAUUUAAAGAUAAGUAACUAAAAGAAAGUGAACAUUAAAAAUGAUACAAUGAGAAGAAAAUAAACUAGAAAAUAAGUGAGAGCGGUGCAAGCUGAAGGGGAAAAUUGAUGAAAGAUGGAGAAUUCAGUGGUUAAGGGCAUAUACUGCUCUUCCCAGGGAUCUGAGUUUGCUUCCUAGUACUGAUGUCAGGUGACUCACAACUACGGCUUGUAACCAGUUCCAGGGGAAUUGGACGCCUCUGUCCUUCACAGGCACCUACACACAUGCGAAUAUACCCAUGCAUGGACUUAGAGUUAACAGUCACCUUUUGAAAGUCUUUAAAAUGACAGUAUUGUCCCUCAGUGAUUAUGUGCUUGCCAGUCCUACAUAGAGAGGCCUUAGGUUCAGUUAGCAGCACUGCCAAAAAAAAUAAAGGCAAUACUCAGUGGCUCAAAAGCUAGGAGUUGGUUGUAAGACAGCAGCCUGGCAGAGUUCAGGAAGGAAAGACACACACUGAGAAGAAGCAGCCUAUUGAAGUGGAAAGUUGACAUUGAAGCCUCAGGAAGAUGACUCGAUGACAGGCUUUGGAAGUUGAAUGAACUGAAAGGGGAGUGAGGGAGUUAUACUUUAGUUCUAAAAAUAGAGAAUCCAGUGUCCUAAUGAAGUUAUUUAAACAUAACUUCAAAAAGCUUUCUAUAAAGAAAUUGUUAUAAGUUGAAAGACUAAAGAAAAUGAAUAUAUAGUAACUACCAUCCUUAUAUAGUCUAGGUAAACAAGAGUUGAGUUUCACUGGUAGGGAAUGUAUAUGUACAUUCUGUUAAACAGAUCAGAUUCCCCGUAUGUGAGGCUGUGGUAUUGAAUGUUAUCAAGAGAAUAUUAACAUUACAAGGCAAUGAUAUAAAUCCUGUAGCUUCUCACAGCCAAACUUUCUGACAUUGUUUUUUAACAAUGCCAACACUAACAGUAAGUAGUAACUUCACAUCCUCUUUUAUAAGCUGCAGAGGUGAGUGGGCAAAGAGUAUGGCAAUAGAGUCACCGUGGGACACUGGAGUAAAAGCGAAAUAACAGAAGUACCUCUGUUGACAGGAAACAAGAUUCUGUUUCAUAAAGAAGAUGAAAACAACUGGGUUCCUGUUAACAAACACCCAAGAGACCAGCAUAGACCAAUGAGCAGAGUCAAUAAGAACGUGGUCUUGGCCCUUCUAACACUGAUGAGCUGUGCCUUCCUGCUGUUUCAGCUGUACUACUACAAGCACUACUUGUCAGCACGGAAUGGAACGGGUUCAUCAAAAUCCAAAGGAAAUCGAGUUGGAUUUGAUAGCACACAAUGGCGUGCAGUUAAGAAAUUUAUUAUGCUGACAUCCAGCCAAAAUGUGCCGGUGUUCCUUAUUGACCCUUGGAUUCUGGAAUCAAUUAAUAAAAAUUUCGAACAAGUGAAAAAUGCCUCUCAAGGCUCGGCCUCAGAAUGCAGAUUUUUCUGUGUUCCGAGAGACUUCACUGCGUUCGCGCUGCAGUAUCACCUGUGGAAGAAUGAGGAUGGAUGGUUUCAGAUGGCUGAGAACAUGGGAUUCCAGUGCCUGAAGAUUGAAAGCAAAGAUCCUCGGCUGGAUGGAAUAGACUCGCUUUCCGGAACUGAGAUCCCUCUGCACUAUGUCUGUAAGCUGGCCACUCACGCCAUCCACUUGGUCGUCUUUCACGAGAGGAGUGGCAACUACCUCUGGCAUGGUCACCUACGACUCAAAGGGCACAUGGAUAGGAAGUUUGUUCCUUUUCGAAGGCUACAAUUUGGUCGUUAUCCUGGAGCCUUUGACAGGCCGGAGUUACAGCAGGUUACUGUUGAUGGACUCGACAUGCUUAUUCCAAAAGACCCAGGGCGCUUUCUAGAAGAAGUACCUCACUCCAGAUUUAUCGAGUGCAGGUAUAAAGAAGCCCGGGCAUUCCUUCAGCAGUACGUCGAUGACAACACUGUGGAUGCCAUGGCCUUUCGGAAGAGGGCAAAGGAGUUACUGCAACUAGCGGCCAAGACGCUGAAGGCGCUGGGAGUGCCCUUCUGGCUGAGCAGUGGGACGUGUCUAGGAUGGUAUCGGCAAUGCAGUAUCAUUCCUUAUAGCAAAGAUGUCGACCUAGGAAUUUUCAUUCAAGAUUACAAACCUGAUAUUGUUUUGGCAUUUCAGGAUGCAGGACUUCCACUCAAACACAAGUUUGGGAAGGUGGAGGACAGCUUGGAACUCUCCUUCCAGGGACAAGCUGAUGUAAAACUUGAUAUUUUUUUCUUCUAUGAAGAGACUGACCAUAUGUGGAAUGGAGGCACGCAGGCCAGAACAGGAAAGAAGUUUAAGUAUCUGUUCCCCAAGUUUACACUGUGCUGGACGGAGUUUGUAGACAUAAAAGUCCAUGUUCCCUGUGAAACAGUUGACUACAUUGAAGCCAACUAUGGCAAGGCCUGGAAGAUCCCUGUCAAGACCUGGGACUGGAAGAGCUCACCCCCGAAUGUGCAGCCCAAUGGGGUCUGGCCUAUUUCGGAGUGGGAUGAAGUUAUCCAGUUGUACUGAGAACACUGAGCUCAUGUGGGACGUUUCCCAGAAAGAAGGUAGGCAGCUGUUGAAAGCACUAUGUUUUCUGCCUGAUGUGAGAGCCAAAGAGGAGAAAUGACGAGUUGGAAGACAGAAAAGGUUUUCUGACUCAUGGGCCAUCUAAUCAGUUCUGCCACUCAGCAUUUACUGAGGAGUUUAUACACCAGGUGAAGUACUAGGAUCUGGUGAACAGGCAGAGAGGAAUGAGAGGCCAGCUUCUCUCUUGCCCUGUUGGUAAGCACUACAAUUUUAUGUUAAGGGAAACUAACCCACUCUCUGAAGAGGUGUACAGUAGAAUGUAUUCCAUAAUGAUUUUUAAAAUGUUAAUUAAUGUUUAAACCGGAAAGUGAGCUCAUCAGACAAAGCUAACAAAGGAUGUGUUAGUUGAGAGUAGUUCAUUUCUGCCUGCCCUCGGGAUUUAAGCUGCUGUGUUAGUGUUAAGGUUGUGGGAUAUGAGUUAAUAUUCCAGUGAGUGAUUAGACUUUGUCUCACAGAGAAAAGACAGUGGCCAACUCAUUUUACAAGCAGUGUGAUACACAGUUGACUUCAAGCACUGGGCAUUCUAUAAGGGAGGAUGAGAGCCGAUAGCAGCUCUUGUCAAGACGUACACUGUUUUCAUCUUUGAGAUGAACAUGGAUGCUUAGAUGGUGCUUGAAUCCCUGACAUCAUAAGGAUAUUUUCACUGACCUGCAGUAGUACUUCCUGAUAAAUCAUUCAGUCGUGCUAUCCAAAAGUUGUGACAUCUCAAAGCUUCCGUUCCUUAUUUCAUUCUUAGUCACUCUUAAACUCAAAAAUGGAAGUUACUCAUGAAUAUUUUUAUAUUUUAUGAAUGUAUAACUUUUCUGCCUUUAAUUUUAAUAUUGACACUAAGUAAUAAUAGACAUACCUCUUAAUUUUUUAAAAAUACCCUUUAUUUAUUUAUCAACCAUAGUUCCAUGUGUUUAAUUUAUGGCCUACACACUAAUUUAUUUAGCACAAGAUAUGCCUGUUCUUCUAUCCAAUAUUACUUCACGGUUCCAAAAUGAAGGGUUAACGUGAACCUGGCCAUUACUCCUUUUCCCAGAUUACUGUCUUUAAAGCCUGUGUCCAUCUCUAGAUUUUCAUUCUGCUGAGUGUAAUAGGGCAAGGGCUUCCUACCCACAAGUACUGCACAAGUGGGACCCUUGACCUACACUCCUGAGUCCAUUGUAGUGGCUGCACAUAAGCCAUGCAGUCUCAGAGAGAGAUGACACAGUGAGUGCCUGCCUGCCUUGCCUGGGAGGGGAGGGUCCACUCCCUGCUGCUUAGGGAUGUGCUUCAUGGCAACCUGGCAGAUUUCCCUUGGCACGUGUAGUUACUACAGCAGAAACCAGGAUAGAUGAGAGAAUGGGCUGGCAGAAAGAAAAGAAAAAAGAAAGAAAAAGAAAAACUUGGAGGAAGUAACUUGAAGCCACCUAUUUCCAAAUUUAAACUUCAACAUGAAAACUGUCUUUGUUGGAUGAUAUGCAGCAGUCUCCAUGCAGCCUCCAAGUAGGAAUAUUGUCUCUCCAUAAGCAUCAUCUAAUCAGAGUGUUACAGUUAUUAGCACACAUGUACCCAAAUGACAAAUCAUAAUCAGCUCUUUCCUAGAAAAUAAGUCCAUAGAAUACGUACCCAAGUUGUAGAUACCCAACCCUACAUAUUUUUCUGUGUGCGCAUGCGUGUGCACGCACACACCCCCACUCGCACACACCAGAUAAUAGUGUUUUUGAGGACAAACCCACCCUACCUGGAGAGGAUCAUUUACUUGUACUCAAUAUCAAGAAGUAUGUUUAUAUCGUGUUCCUUGAGAGCUCCCACCUUCUGCCAGGAGAUCUUACCCACCCCUGUUUAAGUUUCUUCUCUCAUACCUGUCGUUGGAGUGCAAGGUCUGCCAGUGUCCAUAAUACAAGCUCUUGGUCCUGGGCACAGAGGUUCUGUAGUCUUCCCUUCAUAGAGGAUGGGUACCUGUUUUCCCUCUGGUUUGGCUUUAGGUUUUAGGUUCCGCCCACCGUGGAGAAAUUUUCCCAGAAUUUGCAGGUGAGGUUUACCUCUAAAAAUGACUCCAUGAUUCAGUCAUACUGAAGUCAGUGCUUCUUAACUCUUGAACUCUGCUGAGUGUCCCGAGAUCUUGGGUCAGGUCUGCCCACCACCUGAACCUUUUCAGAUCACUUCUCUUCCCUCCCUGAAUAUGCUAACUGUUAUUCUCCUAAUAUGAGUGCUUUCUGGUCCCAUUUGCCUGGACUGCUUGAAGAUACCUUUACAUUAACUCAUUGGUAGUUCUGCUGCCGAGGAUCUUUCAGAGGGACCCUGAGAAGCAGAUGCUUUCUCGGUUUACGACAGCCAUCUACUUCCCUAAGCGUGGAGGACUUGCCCCGCUCUUGGUUACAGUUACUGACAUUGGCCACUGAGAUGAAAUAAUAGUAACUAAAACUGGCCUCCCUGAGAGUACCUGAGAUCCGUUCUUAGUGUGGCCUCCAUGACACUCCAGUGCUUGGUGAGUCCUCCAGUGCCUCAGUGCCUGCCAUUCCCCACGGAAGGCCUGAGGCGACAGAAAAUGCUGAGGAGGGAUGUUUCCUCUUGUCCAGAAUUCUCAGGCUACCGUCUCACCUUUGUCUGGGGAGGGUUCAGGAGGUGGGCCAAGGGAGGGGAAGCCUUAUCUACAAAAAAUAGAACAGUUUAUGUCUGAAGACAUCACCAGAAGUCAGUUUCUGACUCUUGAAAUGUUUAAAGGAUUUAAUGAUGCAUACAGUGCUUCCAUUCAGGCCCAGCGUUAAGUAAGUACUCGCCAUUUCCUAGUUCUCGGUUCCUUUGUAACGUGGAAGGCUGCACGACAGAGUUGCUUAGAACUAAAAUUGGGGCACUGCUGAGAUGGCUUAGCAGGCAAAAGCCCUUGUCACCAAAAGUGACAUGAGUUUGAUUCCCAGGACCCAUGUAAUGGAAGGAAAGAAUCUCAAAUUGCUUGUCAUCCAAUACACAGACUCUGAUGUGCUUGGAGCUCCUCUCUAGCAUGAGAGGACACCACACACACACACACACACACACACACACACACACACACACACACACACACACACACACACUAAGUAAAUAUAAUGGAAAGUUUUUAUUUUAUCUAAGCAUUACAGGUCGAAUUAUGUGAUUUUUGAGUCAUUGCCAUAUUCCCUCCACCUGAAACAGAGCUGGUUCUCACUUAGUUGACCAAGUGGUUGUCUUCUAAUCCUAUCCUAUUGUACUAUACCCUUUAAGCACAGUCAGAUUGCUCUUAAGUUUUGUGCCUUGAUUUUCAAUAGUCCAGCUUUGGGCAGCUAACAUCACUAUAUAUAAUGAUUUGGAGAACCAAAGAUUUUGGAAUGCUUAGUUUUAUUUACCUGCCUAGUCUGUAUAGAAAUGUGGGCUAGUUAGUCUAAUUGCCCAGCAUGUGUGAGGUCUGGAUUCAGUACAAAGCACCAGAAGUCUGAGACAGAAGACUUAGCACAUGCUGAAGGCCAGCUUGGGCUACCUAGUGAGUACCAGCCUAUCCUGGGCUACAGUGUAAGACCCUAUAUUGAUUGAGGACACAGGAGGGAAGAGAGAAACAGAGACAGAAUGAGAAUAUACUCCUGUCAGCCAUCUGCCCAUAGAUGUAUGUUUUAAUCUAAGCGAGGCAAAAUCAGGAUAUAUAGUGUGGAUUUUUAAAUAGUUAAUUGUAGACAAUUAACAGCCAAUUCGAUAUUGAUGCUUUUUGUAUAGGACCAAUAGGCAAGUGUAAUGUGUUGAGAAACGUAUUUCCAAACACUCAGAACACCUAGGCUAAAGCCUGCUCCUGUAACUCCUGGACCUAACGUAGAAGGAUCGAAGAAUCUCUGUGAGGGAGGGCCCAUGUAGUGACGCAGACUUCCGUCUACUUAUGAGUAACUUUCGCGGAAGGGAAAGCUUUGUCAUAUAAAGUAUUCUGUCAAGCGCUUUAAGAAUGAUAAGCCUGUACAAACUUAUGACAAUGUGUUCUAAGCAUGGGAACCAGUUCAUGAGUUUGUUAAAUGUAGUUCUGUCAACAUGGGACAUAUGACGAUGACAUGUGUAUUGUAUGUGAACUUUCUAGACAAAGUUAUGUUUUAAACAAGAUAAAACUGGUAUAUGCUUACCAGGUUAAGAUUUGGUUUUGUCCUCAGGUAUAGUUUAUGGUACUACUGAAAUAGUUUUAAUGUUAUUACUCUGAUCUGAAUUUGUAAUAUAUAGUCUACUUUGGGAUGAUUAAUAAAAAUUUUUAAUCUCUUGUG
This is a messenger RNA of Rattus norvegicus (Norway rat), 7173 nucleotides long. The record is from RefSeq and is a predicted model, not a curated record. NCBI's taxonomy places the organism in Eukaryota, Metazoa, Chordata, Mammalia, Rodentia, Muridae.